Fusarium vanettenii 77-13-4 is the source of this 2628-nucleotide messenger RNA. RefSeq lists its product as uncharacterized. NCBI's taxonomy places the organism in Eukaryota, Fungi, Ascomycota, Sordariomycetes, Hypocreales, Nectriaceae. Bases 1 to 2628 code for a protein of 875 amino acids. The transcript is spliced from 10 exons. The record is from RefSeq and is a predicted model, not a curated record.
AUGCCCUCGCAGCUACAGCCCCUUGGCUUAGUCAGCUGCCCUUAUUGCGGCACAGCCUGCCGCGGAAGUCACGGCAUCAAGACCCAUAGUGCUAAGAUCCACGGCAUAGAAGGAAGAAAGAGACUAGCAAGGACCCCUUCUCCACAGCUACAAAGACCUACUAGGCGGCAAAGGCAGCUACAGCCUAACUCUACCCUAGAGGAGCCUACCCUAGACCGACCGGCCUCAAGGGAAAGCUAUAGGUCUUUUUCUAGCUAUGAGGAAAGGGGAAGACCCUCUAGCCCUAGGUCCCUUAGCUCUAGCUCCUCUUGCCCUAGCACGCCUAGCCACAGGCCCUCUAGUCAGGGACCUACCCUAGAGCCUCUAGAAGAAUAUACCCUAGAGCCUCUAGGGCCCCUAGAGGAGCCUACCCUAGAGCUAGAGACUAGGGAGCCUAGGGAGCCCAGGGAGCUUACCUUAGAGCCCGAGCCUAGGGAGCUUACCCUAGAGCCCGAGCCCAAGGAGCCUACCCUAGAGGGGCCUACCCUAGAGCAGCUACACAACCAAGCUAUAGCCCCAAUCCUAGCCAAGGCUUCUAUGCAGAAGCUAUUAGCCUUUGCAAGGAUCCCUAUACCGGAAAAAAGGCUACAUGCAAGGCAGGCUGCUAUUUUCACAGCUACAGCCCAUAAAGCUGCAGCUGCCUUUCUAAAGAGGCCUACUGAAAAGGCCCUCUUAUAUUUCCUUAUCUUGCCUAGGCUACUAGGGUUAGGGUUACAAAAAGGAGGCCUAGCUACCCUUCUUAGGUCUUUCCCUUCUAACCUACCUACCCUAGAGAGCCUAGAGUCCCUCCAGCAGCCCCCUGAGCCCCCCAAGGCAGCUAGACCCUCUAUAGCUCCUAGCCCGGCCCAAAGGGCAGCUAAGCUACUAGAGAGAGGCUACCUAGGCCGGGCUGCUAGGGCUCUUAUUGAUCCGACCCCUAUAGCACCUAAUUCAGUAGAAAAUAGGGCUAGGCUGCUAGAAAAGCACCCUAUUGGAUCAAAAGACCCCUUCCAAGGCAAGACCCGCCCAAGGGCCGGCCAACCAAUCACGUCAGAGACUAUUAUAGCAGCUAUAGCCUCUAUAGGCAAGGAAAAGGCCCCGGGCCUUAGUGGCUGGACUAGGCCUCUUCUAGACCUAGUAACUAGGAAAGAUUCCCCUGUGAUAGCUUUCCUAAGGCUGCUAGCUGAUAUGAUUCGCCAAGGCACGGCCCCUGGAGCCCACCUAUUAUGCGCUAGCCGCCUUAUAGGGCUUGAAAAGCCCGAUGGAGGGGUUAGACCUAUAGCUAUAGGAGAUCUUAUCUAUAGGGUAGCUAUGAAGGCGAUCCUAAUGACCUCCUAUCGGCCGAAUAUGCUCUUACCCUUCCAGCUAGGCGUGAAUAGCCCAGGCGGGGUUGAACCCGCUAUUUUCCUCCUCUAUGAGGCUAUUAUAGGCUCAAAUGAGGCUAAUUUCCAGCAGCUAGCCUCUAUAGACCUUGCUAAUGCCUUUAACUCAGUAGAUAGGGCUUCUAUAGCUGCUUCUGUAGCUACUUUUGCCCCUACCUUCUAUAAGGCAGCAGCUUGGGCCUAUAAUGACCCUUCUAUCUUAGUUAUGGAAGAUGGGUCAGCUAUAGCCUCGGCCAAGGGCGCUCCGCAAGGCACCCUAGAGGCAGCUAAGGAGGUCUUAAAAGGCUCCCCUUUUAGCCUUAACCUAGCUAAAAGCAAGGAAAAGGCUAUAGAGGACCUUAAGCUAGAAGGCUUAAAAGCCUUAGGCACCUAUAUAGGCCCUAUCCGGCCUAGAAGAGCCUUCUUGCAAGAAAAGCUAGCUACCUUACAGGAAGCCCUAGAGGCCCUGCAAGACCUUCCUAAGCAGCACUCUUUGCUUCUUCUUAGAGGCAGUAUCCAGCUUCUUCUAAGGCACCUCCAGAGGCAGCUAGACCCAACCGGGCUAGAAGACCUUUGGGAAGAGGCUGAUACCCUUAUAAGAGAGGCUAUUAUAGCCCUAGUGGCUAGAAGCCCUACCCUUCCAGUCAGAGAGGGAGGCCUAGGAAUACCCUUACACAGAGACCUAGCCCACGAGCUAUUCCUAGCAGCUAGGGAGGCCUCGCAGCCUACCCUAGACCUCAUCCGGAAGCCCCUAGCCCCUUCUAGCCCUAGCGGCAGCCCAGGCCCUAGACUAGGAAAAACAGCACAACAAGUGCUAAAAGAUGCAAAUAAGGCUAGGCUAGUAGGCUUCUUAGAGGACCUCCCCGCUAGCUAUAGGCAUGCUAGGCUAGAAAAUGCUAGCUAUCUCGGCCCUAUUUUAAAGGAUUCUGCUAAGGAAGACCCUUAUAGCACCCUUAGAGAGGCUGCCGAAGAAAAACGCAGAAAAUAUAGGUCUCUCGGGGCCUUUUUUCAGCCUCUUAUUAUCUCAGCAGGUGGCCUUAUGGACCUAGAGACAGCUAAGACCUAUCAGAAGCUCCAGGACCUUAUUGGCCCCCUUGCGGCUAACCAGCUAGACUCCUCUAUUAGCCUUGCCCUAAUGAGGACUAGGGCGACCUCGGCGGCUUCUAUAGCCCGAGAUACCCCUAAAGGUCUUAAAGGCGUCUACUUUGGAUUCCCUGUAUUUGCGACUGGUAGUAGCCUAUCCUCUUAA